CAAUAAAAUGGAGCAGUAGUUAAUCCAGAUAUGCAAUCUUCUAUUUUGUCUAUUAUCUUUCUUAUAAGGAAUUAUCUUAAAAUAAAAUAUCAUAAAAUAACAUAAAAUAAUUAUUCUAUUCUACAGUACCCUGGGAAUUACCAGGUGUUAUCCAUCCUCUGGAAAAUGUAAAAUCCUUUUGAGCAAGCCUAUCCUGGACUUACGGCCGAGAAAAGACACAGUCGAAGUGCUGGCUUUUAUUCAUUGAAACUGUUUAUAGUGGCUCAUAGAAACAUGAGCUAAGGAAGAAUUCCAAGAUACAAAUGGUGCUUAAAAGACGCUCCUACAUGAAAUGAUCCAUGCAUAUUUCUUUAUCAUGGAUCUUAAAGACGAUGAUGAUCAUGGAAAAGGGUUCCGCUUUUAUAUGCGAUACAUUGAUAAUGUGUGUGGAACAAAACUUAAAAUUGAGCACGAAUUUGAAGAUGAAGUGGAGGCACUCAAACGUCACUGGUGGUCAUGUGAUGGGCCCUGUGGGAAGCUAGAAAAGAGAGCAACAAACAGGUCACCAGAUACUAAGGAACACAAGCGUAAAUGUGGUGGAAAGUUUGUAAAGAUUGCAGAACCAGAUGAGCCACCCAAAAAAAAAAAAGAAGACGCUAAAGAAUAUAGCAUUAGAAUGGAAUAACACCAUGGAUGCAAAACAUCAGCAUCCAAGCAGAAUACCUCCCAUCUGUUUAGAUGAUACACUAUGGAUUCAGGGAUUCAGAGACUGAAAGGGGCUUAAUAAAAACGGUGUGCAACUUGGGAGGAUUAGGCCUGUGGCUACUAAUAACACUGUAUGACCUUGCCACAUAAGACUUUUGGCCUUCAGUUUAAAAGAAAUGUUGAGAGUUACAGAACAGCCCCAGAAUUCAGCAUACUGUGUGUUACUUUCAUUACUGUUUUUAAAUAAAAAAUAAAUGUUUGAAA
This is a messenger RNA of Xenopus laevis (African clawed frog), 948 nucleotides long. Its product is annotated as DNA-dependent metalloprotease SPRTN-like. The transcript is spliced from 3 exons. The record is from RefSeq and is a predicted model, not a curated record. Lineage: Eukaryota; Metazoa; Chordata; Amphibia; Anura; Pipidae. The coding region runs from base 332 to 664 and encodes 110 amino acids.